GCUUGCUUUCUUCAAAGGUUUCUCUUUUCAAUUUUCAGUUUCUCCAGGGACCAGAGGUGCAAACCAGAAUCCACAAGUUUCCAGAGUCCGAAACCGUCCUUCCCACCGUCCCUGUCAAAGGGUUUGAUUAGGAUUUGAAGGAUAACAUUGCUAAAAUGGCGCCACCCGGUAGUUGUAGUGGUCAUGGCAAUCAAGAGACUGCUAAGAAAGCUUAUUUUCCAAUGGGGGACCAGCUGCAAAAAUGGAAAUCACCUUUUGGCCUCUAUGCUGAUUCUGACAUGUUGGUGUGGUUGAAAGGACUUGCAUUGGACCCUUGUGACCGUAAUGUAUCUCCUGGUUCAUUGCGACAACUAUGGAAUCAGAGUCUUAAAGUGCGGAAAUUCUUGCUUCUUGGUAAUGCCGAAUCUCCUCGGAAAAAGCGAAAACUUGAUCAGUUCCUAAAAGGUAGUAAGUUCGCCGAAGUUUCUCGAUUGGAUACAGGAAAAUCUGAUGUCCGUAGUGUUAAAAGAAUGAGUACAGGGCAUUCUGUCUCGUCAUGCUUGACCAAUACAAAUGCCAACCAUGAAAUUUCCAAACCUCGGCUUGUCUCUAACUCGCACGGUUCUGGAAGUUUGUUGACAUUUGAAAAUGAAUAUCAAGGGAAGCCAUAUUCUACAAAUUUGACCAUUAGGGACGUGGAAAAUUCUGGUCCAUCUUGCAAGGAUAAUUCCGCCUCUCCUAUAUUUGAUACAGAUGAAUCGAACAAUGGUUUGAACAAAUUUAAUCUGGAAAACAUGAACUUAUGUGAUGAAACUAUUGAGAAUGUUAAUGAUACAGCUGACAGCUCAGACUCUCCGAGUUUAGACGAGAAGAGUACAGAAUUUGAACGUGCAUUGAGGUUUAUGAUUUUUAGAGAUGAUUAUCUUCCAAGGUCUAUUCCUGUGAGAGAUAUCAACGGUUCAUCUCACCACUCAGAUUCAUCCAGAUCAAUAGAGCAAAAUCUGAAACUUAGAGAAGCAGUGAGAUUACUAUUUACAGAUGGUAGUCUUCCGAGGUCUGUUGUUCCGAUUGGUCCUUGUUUUCAGGCGGACGUCCCAGUGUGGACAGGUCCAAUAAACAGUAAAACUCCUUAUGGUGGUGAUGGUGAUUCAGCAGCGUCAAAGUGGUUGGGCACGCGAACGUGGCCCAUUAAAGGAAAAAGUGCCGGAACCACUGUGAAAGCACUUGGGAAAGGGAGAUCCAACUCUUGUUCUUGUAUUUCUCCAGGAUCUGUUGGUUGUGUUAAGCACCACAUUCGUGAAGAAAGACAACUUUUGCAAUUCGAACUUGGUCCUGCCUUCCGGAGUUGGAAGUUUGGCGAAAUGGGAGAAUUUGUCUCAAAGUCAUGGACGUCAACUGAACAGCGGACCUUUGAAUCUCUUGUGAAAGAGAAGCCACUAUCAAAUGAAGCAAGUUUUUGGAAGAUUGCCUAUAAGCGUUUCCCUUCCCAGUCCCGGAAGAGUAUUUUGAAUUACUACUACAAUGUGUACAUCCCUAGACGUAUGAGCCUCCAGACCAGAUCCUCCCUCGAUAAAAUUGACAGCGAUGAUGAUGAGACGGAAGAGUAACAGAGGUAGCUGUAGAGAUGUAAAUGUAGGGGUAGCUUGAUGUUGGCUCUGUUGUAUACUUUGUCCCUUUAGGUUUAGCUCCAGGGCAAUUUUGAAGACUGAUCAGAGGUAUUUUGGGUUCAUAAAACCUUACACCAAAAUUGAAAGCAGUUUUGAUACUCGGUUACCUCUGUUUUGCUUUCUUAUGAACUUGUUUGCUGUAAUCUUUUUGUAUUUAGUUGUCUCAUAUCGUCUUGGUUUUUAUUCCAAAUCCAGAGAGAGCCUAUAGAGAUUAGGCUUUGUAUUCGUUCUAGCAUUCUUUCGUCAUGGAACGUAGGGUAGCAGUCAAGUUUUUCCGAUUCCAAAUGUUAAUUAUUUUGAAGAAGAUGUGACCUCAACGUCAUCUCGGAGGUCUCCGGGGCGUGAUAAGCGAAAGAAGAGAGAAAGGCAGAAAGAUACAAGAACAAGAUCCAGAUGUUGCCAAUUGAGCAUUCGGAAGUGAAGUACUAGUUCAAAAUAGUGAUGGCAACAACGUGGAUAGGGAACAAAAAAAGAAGGAACUGCUUGAGGUAAGUGUUCCAAGUGUUUACUAACACUUUAGGAAUCAAUCAAACAUACAAUUAGAGCGCACCCAAAAUCAGGAUUAUACUCCUGAAAUUUUAGGAAUUGGACUCCUUAUAGGGAGGUAUAUUUGGAUUCCUAGAAAAGUGUCCAACUUUUGUACCGACACUGUCCUAUUGUU
This is a messenger RNA of Pyrus x bretschneideri (Chinese white pear), 2307 nucleotides long. RefSeq lists its product as uncharacterized. The transcript has 3 exons. NCBI's taxonomy places the organism in Eukaryota, Viridiplantae, Streptophyta, Magnoliopsida, Rosales, Rosaceae. Bases 156 to 1586 code for a protein of 476 amino acids. The record is from RefSeq and is a predicted model, not a curated record.